UAACCAAAAUGCUAAUGCUUGGUCCUCCCCGUCAUUGACACUAGUUGCACCAUACACUGACUGAAAACGGAUAAAAGUUUGUUGUUUGCUGUAGUAGCAACAUUCUCUGCGGGGGAACCGUGCACGAUGGCCGGGCGAGUGUGUAGUUUCAGUCGUCAAACGCUGUUGCACUCUUUGAGCCGAUCAUGGACACUUAGGCCCACUUGUCCAGUGAGUUCCUGGAAACGAGCACCGACGCACACACAUGCACACAGUUCCUCCAGCGUCCGACUGGAGAGGGAGGGAUCAGAUGUGGAGUCAGAUGAAUUCCACCAGCCACCGCAAUUUUCCCAUUCUGCCAUCGGAGCGUUCUUUCAGGAACGACCGAUCCUAAAGAACCCAUUUACACAGGAUUCCCUGCUGAAGGCAUACCUACGGAGACAUCUCCCUCUGCAGGAGGUCCAGUCUGAGCUCGGUUCGUUCGGAGAGCGUGUGGCGUGUGAAAUUGACUCUUUGGGUCGAGAGUGUGAGGAGAACCCCCCUCGACUGCAACAUUACAAUGCUUGGGGUCAAAGGGUUGAUCGCAUCAUCACCUGCCCCGCCUGGGCACGCCUCAAAGAAAUCUCCGCCCACGAGGGACUGGUUGCUGCUGGUUACGAGAGACACUAUGGAGAGUGGAGUCGUGUGUAUCAGAUGAGUAAGCUCUACCUGUUCUCUCCGUCUGCCGGACUUUACAGCUGUCCGCUGGCAAUGACUGAUGGUGCCGCCAAAGUCAUCCAGACUUUGCCUAUUGAAGAUGCUUUUCUGCGCCUUACGUCUCGUGAUGCAAAGAUGUUUUGGACGUCGGGUCAGUGGAUGACCGAGCGUAAAGGGGGCUCUGACGUAGCGACUGGUACAGAGACAGUUGCAAGGCGACAGUCUGAUGGUAGCUACAGUCUUCAUGGCUUUAAGUGGUUUACAUCGGCAACAGACGCUGAUGUCACCCUCACGCUGGCACGAGUGGUUGACCAACAUGGCCACACCACGCAGGGCAGCCGAGGAUUGUCUUUGUUCUUCGGGAAGGUUUGGGGAGAGGAUGGGCGUAGUAAUGGAGUGGAGGUCCAGAGGCUGAAGGAGAAGUUGGGGACCAGACAAAUGCCGACUGCAGAACUUCUCCUGGAUGGCAUGAAGGCUCACAUGCUGUCUGAAGAAGGGAGGGGUGUUGCUUCCAUUGCAAACAUGUUGACCAUCACACGCAUUCAUAACACAGUAUCUGCUGUGGCAGCUAUGAGACGAAUAGUUCAGUUGAGCCGUGAAUAUGCCACCAAGAGAUUUGUUUUUGGAAAGUUCCUGAAGGAUCAUCCUCUGCAUGUCCAAACCAUGGCAAGAAUGGAGGUACAGACGCGUGCUGGGUUUCUGUUGAUGAUGGAGGUGUGUCGUUUGCUCGGACGAGAGGAGACAGGCUCCGCCUCACACACAGAACUUCAUCUACUUCGCCUUCUGACCCCUGUUGCCAAACUGUACACGGGCAAACAGGCGGUGGCUGUUUUGUCAGAGGGUCUGGAGUGUUUUGGUGGUCAGGGUUACAUUGAGGACACUGGAUUACCCAUGAUGCUCAGGGAUGCCCAGGUGCUCAGUAUUUGGGAGGGAACCACAAAUGUUUUGGCCUUGGAUGUUCUGAGAAGCAUUGCUAAGUCCUCCGGCCGUGUUUUAGAGGCUUUUUUUUCUGACGCGAAGACUCGUCUCUCGGUUGCGGCAUCUGUCCCUGCGUUGACUCCAGCGGUUCAGGCACUGGGUGAGGCACUGUCCAGACUGGGAGAGUUUGUUCAGGCGUCUUCACACAAACCAACAGCUACCAUGGAGCUAGCCGCACGAGAUCUGGCUUUCAGUCUGGCCAGAGUCUAUAUGGGAGCUCUGUUGGUUGACCAUGCGGCCUGGGAUGGAGCAUCUGCAGAUGAUAUUUAUGCAGCUCUGAGGUGGACAGAACAGGACCUGUGUCCAGUGUUCAAUGCAGAUUUGAAGGGAAAUUAUAGCACACAGAGUGCCCAGCUGGACAGUGCUUUAGUUUACGCAGGGAGUGAUCUUACAAACUGAUACACACUCUCCCUCUGUGCAGGGAACCAGACAUGUCCAGGCUUCUUUGUCCUCUGCGCAA
Molecule: messenger RNA, 2113 nt
Organism: Chanos chanos (milkfish)
Lineage: Eukaryota; Metazoa; Chordata; Actinopteri; Gonorynchiformes; Chanidae
Product: acyl-CoA dehydrogenase family member 11
Exons: 15
Coding region: 127-2052 (641 amino acids)
Molecular function (GO): acyl-CoA dehydrogenase activity
Source: RefSeq, a predicted model, not a curated record